Cyphellophora attinorum is the source of this 6606-nucleotide messenger RNA. RefSeq lists its product as uncharacterized. NCBI's taxonomy places the organism in Eukaryota, Fungi, Ascomycota, Eurotiomycetes, Chaetothyriales, Cyphellophoraceae. The transcript has 4 exons. The coding region runs from base 1 to 6606 and encodes 2201 amino acids. The record is from RefSeq and is a predicted model, not a curated record.
AUGGCCUCUGGCGGAGGCUUCAACUAUAAGCCUAAUGUCAAUCGCAAUGUAACACAGAAAUGGCGAAACGCAGCACGCCCAAACUACGACGACGAUGAUGAGUGGGGCGACGACGGCUAUGGAGACUACAACGAUCCACCUCCGAUACCUCCUCAAGCUCCCUCCCGGCCCGGCUGGGGAAAUCAGAUGCCGCCACCAAGUCGCAGCUUCACGAAUCCCUCUCCGCCAAGAUCCAUCGGCCGGCCCUCCUUUGAUCGUGGCGACGACCGAAGACACGUCUCUUCAGGAGGUGGCUUCGAUUCUGCUUACCCGACUGCGCAACGAUCGCCCUUUCCAGAACCGCAACACGAGCCGCCGCCACCCCAACAGCGAUACUAUGCUCAACCACCAUUGCACAUAAACACUCACGGGCAAGGGCCAUAUCCACACCCAAAUGCACGUCCAGGCUCUCGAGGGUCACAACGGACUGGUUAUAGCGACGGGCCCUAUUCUGCACCUGGCCCUUACGGUCAGCCGCGGUCUCAUUCUGGCCAUAGACCUCCUGGACCUCCCCCUGUUGGCUAUUCGCAGCGCCAAGGUAGUCCGGCACGACCAGACAGUCGCUCUUCGAAUCAUUCAAAUCGAAUGCCGCCGCCCAGGAAGAGCAGUCUUAGCCAGGAGCGUGCACCUCUACCUACGUGGACGGGUCCACCUCCACCUCUCGAACCUGAGGAGGACAACAGUGCCACUGUACCACAGUCCACAGAACCAGUCAAGCCAUUGCCCUUCAUCCGCCCGUCUGACAUCUACAAGCGUAUGGAAGAGGAAAGGCAGCGAGAACGACAGUCCAUGGAUUCUUCACGUCCCAGCCUUGAACUUGACACCACACGAUCACAUGACAGCGCAGUGACAGCCAGGACUGGCGGAUCGGAAAACAAACAGCCCGCCAAUGAUGGAGACACUGAUAGCGCUCGAAGAUUGAGAACGAAUCUCGACCCAGUCCCUGAGCGCAAGAGUGAAUAUGGAAUGGACAACAUGUUGAAGACGCCCGAGGCAGUUGACGCCCAAACCCAGAGCGAAGGGGUCCAUCGGAAUGGCACCACCGCCUCGUCUGUGUACACUGACCGGCCAGACCCGGUCUCUGCUUCAACAGAGAACGAGGAGCCGUCCUCGGCGUUUUCAUACGAGCCGAGUCUUCCAACUUUGGGCCGUUUGUCUGUAUUCAAUCCUCAGCUAGAUCGAGACGUAUCAGCUGCCGAUGCUAUGCCAGAUACGAGGUCCGCGACCGAUGUCGCUCCAGCCAACCAAGACGUGUCUUUAGAUCACAAGCCGUCCUUUGGCUAUAGAUCCGUGGUCCAACAAGCUUUUGACAGUAGCCAAAAGCCAGACCCAACUUCACCCACGUCUACGGGGGAGACGAUACCUCGUUCGAAUAGUGCCAGUACCUCAGACCUAAGUCCCAUUGUUACAAGAAAGCAUGACUCGGCGUCGCAGGGACAGGCAACUACAGAGCCCACAAUUCCUGAGGAGCCAUCCUCGGUGUCGUCGGACAGACCGCUGUCCGCGUCCACGAUCAAGGGCGCGGAUUCUACGGCUCCGCUCGCUUCAGUUGUCACACCUGGGUAUCGUCGAGACCAAACGCCCCCGAGCAGUGGCAGUCCUGCACGCAGGGCCGAUGUCAGGCACUCUGGAGAAGUUCAACCACAACAAGGUGUGCUCUCACGAAUCAACACUACUGAACAGGAGCCAGAAGCGACUGAUCGUGGACGACCGGUGCCUCCUGGCUUAGGUGGGAUCAUCUCUCCCAGCGCCAGUCAAGCAUCUGGCGUGUCCGAGGAGUUCAACAGAUGGCAAGCUCAUUCGCAACAAUUUAAUGAACGCCUCGGGAACGGACGAAAUAGUCCUGCUCCUACGGGCUCUCCAAUCUCACGCGCAGAAAGUCCACCAAAGGGCACCGUCAAAGGGCUGGCAGGCAAGUAUGAGAGCAACUCGGGUCGUUCCACACCAGUCAAUAGUACAGCCGAAGAGGAGCAUUUCACCCGGCCAGCACAGGCUCGACUGGAGAGUUUUCGCCCCGUUCUACCAGGGGCAUGGCAAUCUUACACCGCCACGCCUGCGCUCGGUACUCCUCAGAACGAAAUACCAAAGCCAAGCUUGCCAGUCCGUCUGGCGCCCAAGGAUUUCUCUCGCGGCACUGCACAGACCGCCUGGGCUGCAGCAGCAGCGGCAGGCACUGCGCUCGCAGGCUCGUUCAAUGGUCCCGCAUUCAGUACGCGACAUCCCGAGACAUCGGAAGAUGAAAGCGAGAAUGAAUGGGAUCAAUCGAGCGAUUCGAGCAAGGAGCCGGCAGAAGCCCAUGAUGUACGAACCCGCGAUUUCGCUGCUCCACAACCAAGGAGUGUGAGCCCUCUGCCGACAGAGAAGUCCGGAGCGGCGACGACAUCGGCUGAUGGCCACCGAAACAUCUCGUCGACGAGUGAUGACCGGAAGUAUAUCCCGGCACCGCUCCGAAUGAGCAAAAGCCUCGAGCCUGGUGGCGGUGCAUAUGCCUCCACCGACACCAGCUCAUCAAAUGACGAGGACGUGGGGCACGGCCACAAUGAAAAAUUACAAGAAGACAUCGUCAAAAGCUUGACGCCUCGGUCAUCCAACAUCGAAGACCAGGCCACUGCGCCGGCGACGAGCGGAGUCAACAUUGGCUCAUCAUCACAUGUUCCCGACGGUACUAGAGGGCAUGGCCUGCAAGAAUCGGAAGACAUGUAUGGCGGCCAGUCAGCGCAACUGACACCGUCAGUCGACGCUCCCCGUCCCGAAAUGUCCGCUUCUGCCCACCAGCCACAAGUCUCGGUGUCAUCAUUAGACAGUCCUCCACAGCGACCAUUCCUCGAGCAGCGCUUCUCUUGGGAGAUGGGGCAAGCCGAUGACAAACAUGCUGAUAUCGUCGAAGCCAUUGAGCCCUCCACCUUGGCGGUGCCGCUUGGGAAGGCAGCAACUAAGGAUCAUGUUGAUGAUGUAAAGGAUCCGCAAGAUUCGAGAACAUCCGGUGUUACUGCUGCUACCGCUGCUGGCAUCGGUGUCGUUGGUGCUAUUGGUGCUGCUGGCGCCCUUGGUGGUGCUGCUCGUACAAAGUCGUCCAGAUCAAGCUCGUUCUUUAAGGACAAUCAAACAACACCAUCCAUCGAAGCAGCUGGCCCUGCUGUCGUAUCGGGAAAUUCUGACAAAGGCUCGUUCCCGCCUGCUCCAACCAGUCCUUCACAGAUCAAAUCAUUCCAGAACAUAAUGAAGAUGGGGAAUCAGCAAGAUCGCAUUAAAGCACUUGAGGACAACAGGUUUGCCUAUGGCCAGAAUGACGGCAAGCUUGAUCAAUGGAUUCAAUCCUUGCAGAGUCCAGAGUACACUGACAUCUUCCAAUCGAACGGACGAAUCUCCAAACCAUCUGGCGCGAGCAACGGGCAAUCAGGUCCACAACGUCUACCAUCUAACCGACCCCUUGGCAACAUCAGUGGCGGCCGCGUCAUGCAGGAGGAUGGUAAGAAGUUGAUGGCGGCUGCUGGCCGUUUUGGGGGAAAGGCAGGGGUUGCUGCUAAGGGUCUCUUCGCGAAAGGCAAGGACAAACUAAGGGCGGCGAGUGCCAGUGAAAAGGGAUCUCAGGAUAAUCGCAAAUCUUCUGGCUCGAUGCCGACUAUCGACGAUGACCCGGCACGAAAUCCAAGAAGUUCGACAGCUCUAGUUCCACCGCAACUACCAGCAUCGGAUAUGGUCUUGUCGCCAAUGGACGAGUCCAAGUGGUUUGCGUUCGAUGAGCAGGGUGGUGCCAAAUCUCAGGGCCCCAUUGCUGGUCAGCUCGACAGAGACACUCCUACAGGACAGCUUGCCGCCGAGGCCGUCAACGCGUCUCCAGCAGAAAGAGAUCUACACAAACUCUCAUCUUCGUCAUCCCAGGAACAACAUCAUUCCGUGGCUAACCUGCCUGCGGUCUUGAUUGGUUCGGUGGACUCGUCUGCAAGCCAGUCUGAAAAGCCACAUCACGGUUCGCAGGCGCUCAAAGAGGAUGAUACGGCUGUACAAGAACCCUCCCAUGUUCAUCAACGAAAUGUUUCGGAUCUAACUCCGGACGAGCAAGCAAGGUCACAAUUGCUGGACACUCGCGAGGAGCUGCGUCCUACGGAGAGACUUGCCGUGGGUGUCGAGAGACAAAGUUCGGUCGUUUCUGCCGUUUCCAGCGCUAGUCACAGCCCGGCUGUAAGCAACGGAGAUGCUGCUCAUCGCAGUGUUUCCCCGGCUGUACACGAUUCUGUCCAAGUAGAAGCUGCGCCUGACUACGAAGAGACACACAAGCCGCCUACCACAACCAUCGACACUAAGGAUGAGGAGGCAGCCAGAGAUAGAGGUGCCAACGCAGACAGCCACGAUCCUGUGCCUCAGUAUGAAGAGACGCCUGUCGACCAAAACCGCCUGCCACGUAUCGGUCCGGAUGCUCAGAUCCUGCCCGUAGCUGACCUUGGGACGCGGCAAAGACCAGAGCCAACAGUCACUAACAGGCCUUUCUCCUUCGAGGGCUCUGAAGCACUUCGCCAAGCUCAGGAAGCAUAUGUCCGAGACCAACAGGCUACUCCAGGCCAGUCGCAGCCUAUGAGCCCGGUAAGCCAGACCGCGAGCAAGACAAUGUCACAAGUCAGCCAGGAGGAAAUCCCAGAGAGUCGAGAGCCAGCACCGAACCGGCAGUCUAAAUCGUACUCGCGACCCUUCGUUGCAGCAAAUCUAGGCCAACACCCUGCCUUCAGGCAGGAUGAUCAGUCCAGAGGCCGUGGCCAGACGGAAACGAGUGGAGCGCCGAUCGCUGGACCCCAGAACCUGCAGGAUGAAGCAGCCAAAUAUUCUGAACAGCUUCGUCCCAAUGCAGAGGAGGGCUACAGGAUACCUGGUCCAUAUGGCCAGGAGUACCGUUCGCCGAAGCCAAAGACAUCGACGCCCUCGCCCACGGCGCCUCAGCAACGUGGCCAGAAUCCGCUCACAUCUCCGGUGACCAAGACUUCCUCCUACGAAGAUUAUGGCGACAAACACUUUGCCCCUGUAAAGAGCGAGGAGCCCCGAAUUAUGAGCCUCCUCCUCCAGUCCACGAGCAGCCACGACCAGCUAAGCGCAGCUUUGGUGCCUUCUUCCGCGCCAAACCCAAGCAAGGGCCUGCACGACGGGAAAGCACUGACCUGGACGAGUACGGAAUGCCUGAGAGACGUCCCGGAUUCUUCUCGCGCGACAGUCGACAGGAUAGCAACUCUUCGCAGCCAAGCAGCCAUGGCGAGUCCCGAGAUGCUUUCGCGUGACUACUCUGGUGGUGCCUACGCUCAGCAACAGCAGCGACCGCAACAACAGUACCAGACCACAGAUCAGUACUCCAAUGAUCGACCUGUCGACGCUACUAACAAGAAGAAGAAACGCUUCUCAGCUAUGGGUAAUUUAUUCUCCUCGAAGAACGACAGGCCAGAUCGAACAUCGACGCCCCAGCGAUCGACGACCCUUCCACCCAAUUCCACCCAACCCAAUCGUGACGGCCCGCAGGGACAGUACCAGGGCCAGCCACGGCCAUACCAGCAUGUGUCAGGCUACCAAGAUCAAAAUCGAGACCAACAACCACAGAGCUACGGCAAUGCAUCGACUCAGCAGUACCCUCAGCCCUACCAGAACUAUACUGGUCCGCACCAGCACGAAUCCCGACCCUCAGACCUACGAAUUGACACAAGUAACGGCCAAAGCGGUAGACCUUACAACCAGCCCGCCACUGCACCUCCUCAAACCUAUGCACCUCGCGACAUCUCCUACGGCUCAAACGCCAAUAACGCGCACCAGCAGUCGAGCGCUCCGGGCUCCGCCUACAAUCUCGUCACGAGCCCCAUUCCUGUCCCCAGUACUCGCGCACCAGCCACCGCGGCCGCCAAUACGUCCUCCACCAAAUCCAACAUUGACGCACACGUCAUAAACCUGCACAAGCGCUCCCGCUCUCCGGCCUCAGAAGAACGGUUCCGACGCAGCCAACAACUUGCUCCGCCCGAGCCCGAUGAAGACGCCAACUCUCCGGCUGGCGGAUUGGGAACGUUCAUGAACAAGAAAUACAGUCCUGUUGACGGGGUCCCGCGAGCAGCGGGCGAGCAGGAGAAGCCCUGGCGGAUUGGCAUUCCCGGGUUGACGAGUGAGGAGGAGGAGCGGAGGCGGAGUAAGCAGGUUCUGAUUGAGCAGGGUGAUAGGGGGAGGGGUGUGGGUGGUCCGGUUGGCGGUGGAAAUAUGGGUCAGCAGAACAUGACUGUUGCGGAACGCAUGAUGGCGCCUAGCAAUGCAGCAGGGCAAAGCAGUGGUGGUGCGCUGUGGCGGAAUGGGAACUCGGGCAACAGAAACAACGGCGUUGUUAGCCCCAUCGCGGAGCCGGUCAAGCCUUCGCCGAUGCUCACAGGUGGCGGUUCGCCCGACAGGAAUGCGAUUGGCAGUCGCGACGGGCGGAAAGGGUAUGUGGCGGAGUUGCCGGGCAGUAAGGCGGAGGGGUACGAGAGUGAGGAGGAAGUCACGAUGAGCGCGACUGUCAGGCCGGGGGAUUGGGAUUGGAAUAUGCCUGUGUUUGUGGAUGAUACAAAGUGA